AUUCUGAAUCUCUCAUUAUUGUCGACUUCCAUCAUGGACACAGAAACUCUUAAACCGACGCUCCAAAACAUCCUCGACCAACAGUCUCUAAAAUGGAUAUUUUGCGGCGGAAAGGGCGGUGUCGGGAAGACCACCACCUCAUGUUCUCUAGCCAUCCAACUAGCAAAGUGCAGGAAGUCAGUUCUCCUCAUUUCGACCGAUCCAGCUCAUAAUCUAUCCGAUGCGUUUGGGCAGAAAUUCUCUAAGGAUGCGACAAAAGUUAACGGAUUCGACAACCUUUUUGCAAUGGAAAUCGACCCCACAAGCGCCAUUCAAGAAAUGAUCGAGCAAUCUGAUUCAAAUGGUAUGAUGGGAACCAUGAUGCAAGAUUUGGCAUUCGCUAUCCCCGGCGUCGAUGAAGCUAUGAGUUUCGCUGAAAUCAUGAAACAUGUCAAAUCUAUGGAAUACUCCGUCAUUGUGUUUGACACGGCUCCAACUGGACAUACCCUCCGUUUCUUGUCAUUCCCCACAGUAUUAGAGAAGGCAUUAGGCAAACUAAGUACCCUAGGGUCGCGAUUUGGCCCAAUGAUCAACCAAAUGUCCGCGAUGAUGGGAGGAGAGGCAGGCUCACAAGAAGAUAUGUUCGCCAAACUAGAAUCCAUGCGUGCUGUCAUCACUGAAGUGAAUACGCAGUUCAAAGACCCUGAAAAAACCACCUUUGUUUGUGUUUGUAUUUCAGAAUUCCUUUCUCUGUACGAAACAGAGCGUUUGGUCCAAGAGCUAACUUCGUACGAAAUCGACACGCAUAACAUUGUCGUGAACCAACUUCUGUUUCCUAAACAAGACUCAAGGUGUGAGCAUUGUCAGGUCCGGCAGAAAAUGCAACAGAAGUACCUAAACGAAGCGCACGAACUUUACGAUGAAUUCUUCCAUAUCAUCAAGCUACCCCUACUCACCGAGGAAGUCAGAGGUCCAGAGAAGCUGAAAGAGUUCAGCAAAAUGUUGGUAGAACCAUACAUGCCUCCUUCUGACUAAGCCCUCUGUAACCUGCCUACAUAUCUUACUUACCCUAGAUGAAGGUUUCAGUGCAUUUUUUUUCUAUCGGGAAGAACAUUUCCGUGAU
Molecule: messenger RNA, 1102 nt
Organism: Marasmius oreades (fairy-ring Marasmius)
Lineage: Eukaryota; Fungi; Basidiomycota; Agaricomycetes; Agaricales; Marasmiaceae
Gene: GET3
Product: Golgi to ER traffic- protein
Exons: 9
Coding region: 34-1014 (326 amino acids)
Biological process (GO): post-translational protein targeting to endoplasmic reticulum membrane
Cellular component (GO): GET complex
Molecular function (GO): ATP binding; ATP hydrolysis activity
Source: RefSeq, a predicted model, not a curated record